Messenger RNA from Rattus norvegicus (Norway rat), 2823 nucleotides. It is a transcript of the gene Pxk, whose product is annotated as PX domain containing serine/threonine kinase like. The record is from RefSeq and is marked validated. Gene Ontology annotation, biological process: modulation of chemical synaptic transmission; inflammatory response. Bases 102 to 1844 code for a protein of 580 amino acids. The transcript has 18 exons. Lineage: Eukaryota; Metazoa; Chordata; Mammalia; Rodentia; Muridae. Gene Ontology annotation, cellular component: cytosol; cytoplasm; plasma membrane. Gene Ontology annotation, molecular function: actin binding; phosphatidylinositol binding; ATP binding.
GUUGACAGCAGCGGCGGGACGCGGCGGGUGGCGGGGUUCGGCGCCUCCGGUUCCUGCCCCGGCUUCAGAGGCGGCGGCGGCGGCGGCGGCGACGGCCCGGGAUGGCCUUCAUGGAGAAACCGCCAGCCCGCAAGGUGCUGCUGGACGACACGGUGCCGCUGACAGCGGCCGUCGAGGCGAGCCAGAGUCUGCAGUCGCACACGGAAUAUAUCAUUCGGGUACAGAGAGGAAUUUCUGCAGAAAAUAGCUGGCAGAUUGUCAGAAGAUACAGUGACUUCGAUUUACUUAACAACAGCUUGCAGAUUACAGGCCUAAGUCUGCCUCUUCCUCCCAAGAAACUGAUUGGAAACAUGGACCGUGAAUUCAUAGCCGAGAGGCAGAAAGGCCUGCAGAACUACCUUAAUGUUAUCAUGGCUAAUCAUGUCUUGUCCAAUUGUGAGCUGCUUAAGAAGUUUCUAGACCCAAACAACUAUUCUGCAAACUAUACUGAGAUCGCCUUACAGCAGGUUUCCAUGUUCUUCCGAUCAGAACCAAAGUGGGAGGUUGUAGAACCACUGAAAGACAUAGGUUGGAGAAUAAGGAAGAAAUAUUUCUUGAUGAAAAUUAAAAACCAACCAAAGGAGCGACUGGUGCUGAGCUGGGCUGAUCUUGGCCCAGACAAGUACUUGUCAGAUAAAGAUUUUCAAUGUCUAAUCAAGCUUCUGCCUUCCUGUGUGCACCCUUACAUCUAUCGGGUUACCUUUGCCACGGCUAGCGAAUCUUCAGCGUUGCUGAUUAGAACCUUUAAUGAUAAGGGAACUCUGAAGGAUCUGAUCUACAAGGCAAAACCAAAAGACCCCUUCCUAAAGAAAUACUGCAACCCUAAGAAAACCCAGGGCCUUGAACUCCAGCAAAUAAAAACAUAUGGACGGCAGAUAUUAGAGGUACUAAAGUUCCUUCAUGACAAGGGAUUCCCUUAUGGCCAUCUCCAUGCAGCUAACGUGAUGCUGGAUGGUAACACUUGCCGUCUGCUAGAUCUCGAAAACUCUUUAUUGGGUCUUCCUUCCUUCUACCGAUCCUACUUCACACAGUUCAGGAAGAUCAAUACAUUGGAAAGUGUAGAUGUCCACUGUUUCGGCCACUUACUCUAUGAAAUGACUUAUGGACGACCUCCAGACUCCGUGCCUGUGGACUCCUUCCCUCCGGCGUCAUCCAUGGCUGUGGUGGCCGUACUGGAGUCUACGCUGUCUUGUGAAGCCUGUAAAAACGGCAUGCCGACCGUCUCCCGGCUCUUACAGAUGCCAUUAUUCAGUGAUGUUUUACUAACAACUUCAGAAAAGCCACAGUUUAAGAUUCCCACGAAACUAAGAGAGGCACUGAGAAUCGCCAAGGAAUGUAUAGAGAAGAGACUCACCGAGGAACAGAAGCAGAUUCACCAGCAUCGAAGACUAACGAGAGCUCAGUCACACCAUGGAUCUGAGGAGGAAAGGAAAAGGAGAAAGAUCUUAGCUCGAAAGAAGUCAAAACGAUCUGCUGUUGAAAACAGUGAAGAGCAGCCAGUGAAGCACAGCAACGCCAAUAACUCAGCAGGAUCUGGGGCCAGCUCACCUCUCACAUCCCCAUCAUCUCCAACUCCACCCUCCACGGCAGGACUGUCUUCAGCGUUACCUCCACCUCCUCCGCCUCCGCCACCUCCACCGCCACCAGCAGGGCCCUCCCCAGGCACCGAGAUGCCUGCUCCGCCCCUGCCCCAGGCCGUGAAUGGUGUGAACCGUGGGGCCUUGCUCAGCUCCAUCCAGAAUUUCCAAAAGGGAACUUUGAGGAAAGCCAAAACCUGUGAUCACAGUGCUCCUAAGAUUGGCUGAUACUUCUUGGUUACACUGGAGGGCAAGCUCUUUGGUCCCGUCCCACCCUUUGAGUCCCUCCUUCCUGGGUGAGUUCUUCCACAACUUCCCUCAAGCCCCUUCCUGGGUGAACCCUUGCAGAGCCCGUACAGCCAGUCCUGCAGACACUCCAGUCAGGAGGCUUUUCAAGAGGGAAAUGUUCUCCAGAUAGAAUAAAGAGGGGCCAGCAUUGCUGCCUUAGUAGUUUGCUCCUUUGUGACUCUAAUGGGCUUCCUUUAGGGGCAGCAUCAUAUGGGUUAUCGUUUUCACCAGCGAAAGGAAAAUGACAGAGAAUCAAAAGCAAUGACAAUAUUCUGUCACAGCAGCGAAUGGCCUUUGUCACUCUGUCAAGGUGUUCUCAUAGCUCAUUCCUCCGAAGCAUCUUUUGGUGAUUUCUUAGGUAGCACCCACGUGUACUCGCUACUCUGCCCCAGAUGCUAACACUAACCAAGGCAGUUAUGCUGCUGAAGCAAAGGAACGGGCUCUUCGUUCUUCUGUAUACCGUAGGGAUGGGGAGCUCCUCAGGGAAUCCCACUGUGCUGAGAGCAGCAGCUCUGGGUGCAUAGUCAGCCACAGUGUACCAGACACGGCACUGACCACAGCUAAAGCUCUUGCCAGUUGAAGGACUGUCUCAGUCCUCAGCAAUUAAAUCCAGUGGGGGUAGAGGGAGGGCCAACAUUACAAGUGAAUCUGGCAUCUAUAGUGAUCACUUCUGAUCUGAUUUAUCCAACUUCAGCAUCUUUUUGAUAUUACUCAGUUAUCAGAAAUCUUUUAUCCUAUGAUUUGCUUAAACCUUUUAAAUAAAUUGCACUUUAAAGGAUUAUAAAAAAUCCAUUUUAAAAUUCAAAUACACACAUCAGUGUUGGUUACUAUGCAGAAAGAAUGUUAUUGUGUAUAGUCUCAUGUAAUCUGUGAUACAUGUUCAGCUGUAUUUUUUAUUAAAAGAAAUCAUGUCAAGAAA